This is a messenger RNA of Mugil cephalus (flathead mullet), 4059 nucleotides long. It is a transcript of the gene klhl4, whose product is annotated as kelch-like family member 4. The transcript is spliced from 11 exons. Gene Ontology annotation, molecular function: protein binding. NCBI's taxonomy places the organism in Eukaryota, Metazoa, Chordata, Actinopteri, Mugiliformes, Mugilidae. The coding region runs from base 571 to 2766 and encodes 731 amino acids. The record is from RefSeq and is a predicted model, not a curated record.
GAACAGCAUCAGAGGGGUCUAGGCAGGGCUCAGAAGAUUUUCUCAUUUUAGUUCCAGAGUAUAUGGGUCUGCCUGUCAGAGAGUGCACGUAUAUAUAUAUGUGUGUGUGUGUGUGUGUGUGCACAGGAGAAAGGAGAAGAGAAGGGGGGGAGAGAGAAAGCGAAACAGAGGAGGCAAAGGGGAGGGAGUGUGGAUCAUGCAUGUGCAUUAACUCAGCUCCAGCACAGCAGCAGCAGCAGCAGCAGCAGCAGCAGCAGCAAACAGAAACAGCAGCAGCACAGGAGGGAAAGAAAGAGAGAGAGAAAGACAGAGAGGGAGAGUUGGAGGGAGGGUAGUAGUCUCAGGCACAGGAACAAAAGCUGCAGAGGACUGCUUUCCAUCUCCAGUAAAAGAACAACGGAGGAGUAAUAGAAGGAGGAGGGGGUGGACAUGAUAGUAGUGAGACAAUAACGGAAGAGAAGGGGCACAUUGUAGUCACUGAGGAUUGAAACCAAGGCUCUUCUCUUCUUUGCUCUCCAUGUUUUUGGGGACUCAACGUACCAUUGCCUUCGUCUCCAAAGCCAGAGCAGGAUGUCUGUGUCGGGGAAGAAGGAAUUUGACGUGAAACAGAUCCUCAGGCUCCGCUGGCGCUGGUUUAGCCAUUCAUCCCAAGGUUCGGCCGGCAGUGGAGGCGGAGGCGUUGGCGGUGUGGGAGGCUACAUCCAGCAGGAUGGCCUGGACCACAGAGGAACGCCAGUCCAGGGACGACUGAAGAGUCACUCACGGGAAAGGGGCAUUGGAGGACUCCGGAAGACUAACAGCCCCGUCCACAGCAUCUUGGCGCCUACGCCAGGGCCCACACCUGUCUAUGUCAGAGCGGGUCAUCAGUCAUGGCAUCAUCAGCAGAACACCAUCCAAGGUCUCCAGGUCAAUGAGGAGUCUUCAAAGAGCAGUUCCUCUCCCAGCACCACGGGGAAAGAGGACACGGACACUGGCCAAGAAGAUGUGAAAAGCAGCACAGAGGAACCUGCAGAGGUGGAGGCCAGAGAGAGGUUGGUUCUUAGCACCUUCUCCAGGAUGAACACCAACUCCUCUGAUGAGUUUUUCCAGGCCACAAAUCACGCGGAGCAGACGUUCCGUAAGAUGGAGACCUACCUCCAGCACAAGCAGCUGUGUGAUGUCCUCUUGAUAGCAGGGGAUCACAAGAUACCAGCUCACAGACUGGUCCUAAGUGCUGUGUCGGACUACUUUGCUGCUAUGUUCACCAGCGACGUCAGAGAGGCAAAGCAAGAGGAGAUCAAGAUGGAGGGAGUGGAUCCAGAGGCCCUCAGAUCUCUUGUUCAUUUUGCCUACACUGGUGUCCUUGAGCUGAAAGAGGAGACCAUCGAGAGUUUAUUAGCGGCAGCUUGCCUCCUCCAGCUUUCACAAGUCAUCCAGGUGUGCUGUAACUUCCUGAUGAAACAGCUCCAUCCCUCCAAUUGCCUCGGAAUUCGCUCCUUCGCGGACGCCCAGGGCUGCGUGGACCUGCUCAAUGUGGCACAUAACUACACCAUGGAACACUUCCUGGAGGUCAUUCAGAACCAAGAGUUCCUGCUGCUCCCCACGGCUGAGAUUGUUAAGCUGCUCUCCAGCGAUGACAUCAACGUUCCCGAUGAAGAAACCAUCUUCCAGGCUUUGAUGAUGUGGGUGAGGUACGACGUGCAGCACCGACAGCAGGACCUUGGGGUGCUUCUCGCUUACAUCCGCCUGCCUCUUCUUCCCCCGCAGCUCCUUGCGGAUCUGGAAAACAACAAGAUGUUCUCUGACGAUCUGGAAUGUCAGAAGCUGCUGAUGGAGGCCAUGAAGUACCAUCUCCUGCCCGAAAGACGCCCCAUGUUUCAGAGUCCCAGGACCAAACCCAGGAAGUCCACUGUGGGUGCACUUUACGCUGUAGGAGGCAUGGACGCUACCAAAGGCUCCACCACUAUAGAGAAGUACGACCUGCGGACGAACACUUGGGUCCAGGUGGGAAUCAUGAAUGGACGCCGGCUGCAGUUUGGCGUGGCAGUGAUAGACAACAAGCUGUAUGUGGUUGGAGGGAGAGAUGGACUCAAGACGUCCAACAUGGUGGAGUGCUACAACCCCAUCAACAAGGUGUGGUCCACCAUGCCCCCAAUGUCAACACACAGGCACGGCCUUGGUAUUGCUGUGCUGGAGGGGCCCAUGUAUGCUGUGGGAGGCCACGAUGGCUGGAGUUAUCUGAACACGGUGGAACGCUGGGACCCGCAGGCAAGACAGUGGAACUACGUGGCCAGCAUGUCCACACCGCGGAGCACCAUGGGAGUCACGGCUCUCAACGGAAAAUUGUUUGCUGUGGGCGGUCGUGACGGCAGCUCGUGCCUGAGGUCCAUGGAGUGCUUCGAUCCGCAUACCAACAAGUGGAGCAUGUGUGCGCCCAUGGCCAAGAGGCGAGGAGGAGUGGGCGUAGCGACGUACAACAACUUCCUGUAUGCCGUGGGCGGACACGACGCGCCCGCCUCCAACCACUGUUCUAGGCUCUCCGAUUGUGUCGAGAGGUAUGACCCAAAGACGGACACGUGGACCACGGUGUCUUCCCUCAGCGUUUCCCGGGACGCCGUGGGCGUUUGCUUGCUAGGCGACAAGCUUUACGCGGUGGGCGGAUACGACGGGCAGUCUUACCUGAACACGGUCGAGUCCUACGACGCACAGAACAAUGAGUGGACGGAGGAGGUCCCUCUCAACAUUGGCAGGGCAGGUGCCUGCGUGGUGGUGGUGAAAUUGCCUUGAGGUUUUUUUUUUUUUUCAUACGACAGCACGGGAAACGAAUGAGAGAGCAGCAAAGACGAUCGGACGAACUAAACAGCAGAUCAAGGACGCAUCCUUCGAGAGUAUUUUCCUUUUCUUUUUUUCCUUCAACUCGGCUCUUCAGAUUCUUUCAGAGGAAAACACAGACGGUCAGACAGAGCCUUGCCCAUAAACCAUUGUUUCUAUCAUUAGUGGACAUGCCUGCCCACUGGCGAGGACUUGUUCAGAAACUGGACCCCCACUCCACAUUCUCAGAAUUCUCAACCGAUCAAGAAUUUUCACAGACUUGGCGAAGCUGUAGCAGAUCAGUGCCAAGUCUUUGUUGUCCUGGUUUGUUAUGCUAGUUUUCUGAAGGAAGCUCUGUGAAUGUUAAGAUUAAAUGUAAAAGUUUUCAUUUUGAGUAAACUCCAGGUUAGUUUACAUUUAUACAUUUCUUAUCGGUGCCAUCUCACACAGUAUAUUUUUGGGUUUAUAUGUCCCUUUUUAGCCAAUAUAAUGAACAUUGUUAUAAUAAACAGAUGUAACUAUGUAAAAGUGUCUUUCCUUAACGGGUGGUCUGGACUGAUUCUUACUCUUUAGUGAAAGGAGACCACUGUGAACUAGAAUGAAGAAGAGCGGGAAUGGGGUGAACUUUUUGCUGAAUAAUAUAUUUGAACAUUUUCUUGAUUCUUUUUUUGUUUUGUUUUUAGCUUGUAGCUACAGAACACCAAAGUCAUUUGCUUGUCUUAGAUGUCUUGUUACACACUAUAUGAAGGUUUACAAAAUUGUGAAUUACAGAAAAUAUAUCAUAUUGAUAUUUCACACUGCUGUACAGGUUUCUGUGAUCUUUCUCAAUUUGCGUUAAUGGACUCAUGCCUCAGCCAGUGCCCUCUGGUGACCGCAGUCACUCUUAUUCAUUUGGUUUUACUUUUGGGCAUGCGAGCUGAGCAAAUGUCUCAUUUGAUUUAUACAAUAUCACUUGCUCUUCUGUAUUUUUAAUGCCUUCUUUAUCAUGUAGAGCGUUUUCACUCCCGCAGCUCGACUUUUGGAUUAACCCUGAAGAAACGACAAAGAGGAACCAGCUUUAUUAAUUCGACUCAUUACAAUUUUUACAUUUGUAAUUGAUUGUUCCGCUCAAAAGAAUAUUAAACAUUACCAACUUGUUCAGAAUGGAAUCAAUUUGUAACUGUAAUUUUAAACAUGUUUUUGGGCCAAAUGUUACUUUUAAUGUUUUUAAAUCAUGAUUUUGUACAGCAUGCAAACCUGUCAAUAAAAAGGACUUCAGUCUUCUCUGCA